AAGAUACACCCAAUGCUGCGGGUUUCGAAAAGUUAUAGAAAAUUUUAAUUGACCACCGGAUAGAAAUUUGUAAAACUGCUCUAGGAGUUUCUAGAGAUCCUUCGUUUGACAGCCAAUCAGCCGGCAUGUCCGAUGGAAGAGCAGGAAAUAAAAAUGGAAGAGAAACGCAGCAGUAGAGAUACCGUAGAUGAGGAUGAUCUGGAAGAUACCGAAAACAUAAUAAUUAAUGAAGUGGAUGGCUUACCAAACUUGCAUCCAAAUUAUGCACAGUUAGAGUUCAAAUUUGAGGGGGAAACAGAAGAUGCAAAUAUUAGAUCGAUCGACGAGUUGGUUCACGACGAAGAUCUACCAACUUCUGUAAUCGUUACGAAUGUAGAUCCCAGAGUUUUCAAGUGUGACGAUUUAAAGUUGGCCAUAGAAAAUCUUUUCAAACAGUUUGGAGGUGACGCUACGUUUCAGUACUUUAGAUCCUUCAGAAGAAUGAGGGUAAAUUAUAAUUCCCCUAGUGCUGCAGCAAACGCAAGGAUACAGCUGCAUCAAUCACAUUUUGGGGAAACUGAUAUUAAUUGUUACUUUGCACAACCAGUGACGCCUAUAGACUUAGAGGAUCAACAUCUUCACCCACCUGCACUUACCAAACAGUUCCUCAUAUCUCCUCCCGCUUCUCCGCCGGUCGGUUGGGAGCCACGUGAGGAAGGAGAGCCACUCGUUAAUUACGAUCUAUUAGCCGCUAUGCUAUUAGCCGCUAUAGCCAAUUUAUCUGCAGGCGGCACGCACGAGAUACAUCCAGGAGGAUCGGGUCAGCCAGGCAUAGUUGUGCACGUUUGCGAGAGCGCAAAUCCAGCAAAAAAUACACCUCGCAUUCAACACACGCGAUGCCCGGAACACUAAUAUUUUAUUCCGCGUCUUAAAAUUUGUCAUACCAUAUAUUUUUAUGCCCUGAUAAAAAGCCAGAUACAAGUUAGAGCGAAAGGAACUAGCGAGCGACUUUAAAUUAGUAUUAUAUCGGAGUUGCAAUUCAAAAUUGAUUGCGCGGCUGAUACCUAAUUAACGAAAGUAAUAUGUUGUGAAAAAAUUACAGCUUGGUGCGAUAUAGACGACGCAAUGUCUGAUAUCUACCAAGUUUCCCGCGAAUAGCAAUGAUCUAUGAAAUACUAACAAUCUAUAAAUAUCCGUUGUUACAUACCGAUCAAGAUUAGUUAGAAUUCGUUUGCGUUUAUCUAUCAAGAAUUCGUGAAAGGUAUGCUUGCGCUUCAUCUCUUAAAAUCUACAUAGUGGGAUUUUGAGAAAUUUCAAACUUGGCCUAUAUUAUUUCUACGUUUCUCACUCAGUGUUAAUAAUUGCAUAUCGUGAGAAGUUACGUCCGAUCUGAUUAAGCUAACGAUUAUGCGACAAGAAAAAAAAUCGUUAAAAAUAUAUUCAGAGAUUUUGCAAUUCUACCUCUCAUAUUGUGUGUUACUUGUAUUCUUAAACAGCACAUAAUGCAUAACAAUCUUGUUGUAAAGUCACAAAUGAUACUAAUGUUAGAAUAAUCAAUCAAAUCAAAAAAUUUGAGUUCAUUUUUUUCAUUAUCUGUUCUCAUAUAUUUCUUUUUCCGUUUCAAGAAAUUCUUUCAAGAUUUAUCUGUUAAAUUUUUCAUUUUAUGCUGCAUGCAUGUGAAAGUCUACGGAAAUAUAUGGCAUUAAUAUGUAUGUGAUAUGUAUGUGUAUACGAAUGUAUUAUUCUAAAAAUAUUGUGGUUCUUCGUUCUGUGUUUUCCGUAGAAAGCUAGUUCACAUUAGCUUGAACGUUACAUGCUAUUCUUAAAAGCUAUAUCUCUAUGGUCUCUUGUUAAUGAAGUUUACGAAAACUUAUUGUUAUCACUCAGCUCUUUAAAAGGAUUAAGUUAGUAAAAAAUAAGCUAGAGAGAUGUAUGUGAUCAUAUCAGCGUUACUGAUUUAUGCCGAGACAGUGUGGUGAUUGUGUAUAUGUAUAUAUUGUUCUGUACGUGAAAAAUACGUAUUAUGCAAGAUCUGUGACCUAAAAAUAAUUGUUGAAUAUUUAUAAAUACUUUAUAGCAACACUUACUUUUGUAUAGUGUGAUUACCGUUUACAUUCUUCUGGCGAUGAAAUGGCGUAAAACCGUUUCGCGUCAUUUAAUUCUUUUCUUUAUCGAACAAUUCCGAAAAUCCUAAACAAAUAAUAUAUAAUAUACGAAUAAUUAUUACACCAGAGAAAAUAAUGUACAAAUGAUUUGUAUCAAAGAGAAGAAAAUAUAAAUAUAAAUUUUAUUUUACGUUAAAA
Molecule: messenger RNA, 2282 nt
Organism: Solenopsis invicta (red fire ant)
Lineage: Eukaryota; Metazoa; Arthropoda; Insecta; Hymenoptera; Formicidae
Gene: sra
Product: protein sarah
Biological process (GO): calcium-mediated signaling
Cellular component (GO): cytoplasm; nucleus
Molecular function (GO): nucleic acid binding; calcium-dependent protein serine/threonine phosphatase regulator activity
Source: RefSeq, a predicted model, not a curated record